Messenger RNA from Prorocentrum cordatum, 385 nucleotides. Lineage: Eukaryota; Dinophyceae; Prorocentrales; Prorocentraceae. The record is from the annotation of a GenBank genome assembly.
GAGGGCCUCGGUCUUCGCUGCCGCCGUUCCACCCGUGAAGAAGCCCUCCUCCUCGUCGAAGAUCAUCCAAAACGCCAUCGGCGGCACCGUGGGCGGCGUGCUGGCGGAGGCCAUCCUGUUCCCGGUGGACACCAUUAAGCUCCAGGUGCAGACGACCCCCUUCGGAGAGCCCAGCGGCUUCGUCACCACCGCUCUGCGCAUCGUCCGCAGGGACGGCCUGCGCGGCUUCUACCACGGCCUGGGAGGCUCCCUGUUCAAAGAGACCAUCCACAGCGCCAACUUCUGGCUUUUCCACGGGAUCCUCUUCAGGCUGUGCACGAGCUUUGAGGACUCGACCAGGACUCCCCCGAUGGCCAGGCUGCUGCUGAACCUGUUCGCGAAGCAG